Cetraspora pellucida is the source of this 1104-nucleotide messenger RNA. The record is from the annotation of a GenBank genome assembly. NCBI's taxonomy places the organism in Eukaryota, Fungi, Glomeromycota, Glomeromycetes, Diversisporales, Gigasporaceae.
AUGAUCAUCAGUAAAGUUGACGGUGAUCAUUCGGUUAGAAUUCAAGUUUUUGAAUAUUUGGAUGACCGAGAUGAAAUUCUUGGUUCACCGAAUCCUAAAACUUAUAGUAGUUUGUUUUCAUGUUUACUAGUCAAUAGUCAUUGGUGUGAAAGUGUUAUACCCAUCCUUUGGCGUCAUCCUUUUCAUCGUUGUCAUAAACGAGGUGGAGAGCUUUUAAUACAAACUUUUCUCUCUUGUCUUGACAAUUCUGAACGUCAACAAUUAUAUAACGAUGGUGUAUAUGUCCCUGGAGGAAAAUAUGAUUUACCCGUUUUUAAUUAUCCAACCUUUUUAAAAAAUUUUGAUUAUUUUGAAAUGAUAUCAUUUGUAAAAAGUUGGUGUAAAUUUUACUUAGAGGAUGGUACCGAGGAAAGCGUUUCAGCAAUUUUGCGAUCGAUUUUAAAAUUAUUUGUCGCAAGGUCUGCUCACUUGAACACUUUGAGUAUUAGAAGUACUAGUUGUGAAGAAAAAUAUAUGCUAUUGACUGAACCCGCGAUUUGUCCUUUGAUCAAACCAUUAAAAAAUUUAUACAUCAAUUGUUAUUCAAUUGAUAGAUUAAAUACUGCAGAAAGUUGUCCAAAGGUCAAUCUCUUGGGUGCUCUCAUCAAGCAAUGUCAGCAUUUGAAUACAAUUAGAAUUAAUAACCUGAGCGUGAAUGAUGGAUCUUCAAUGCUCAUAGCAAAAAAACUUGCUUUACUCAUAGAAAAUCAACGAGGACUUAAACGUAUAAUUUUAUCAAGAUGUAAAAAAUUCGCCAACAUUAUAAUUCCAUCUUUGGAAAAACAAAAACGUACAUUACGACAUGUUGGAUUUCGAGGUAUCGAUUUUGAAGGAUGUUGUAAAUGGGAUACUUUAAAGUAUUGCUCAAAAUUAGAAAAAUUAGACAUUGUUGAUUGUUACAACAUAAAUGAUACCAUGAUCUCUCCUUUACUUAACCAUAAUCAUCACAAAACUUUUAAAAAUUUAAAACACGCUAGUGUAUAUAAUUGUCGACCGAUUCGUAUUAAUGAUAAAUUAGAAUCUUGGGCUUAUAGGAUUCAUUGUCGACAACGUCAAUAUUGUUAA